AUGCAGCGCCUCCUUCCGUUUGCCUUUUCAGCAUUAUUGCCACGUAAUGUUCAUGAAGCAAUUGCAGGGAUUAGUGUUUUUUUCCGUGACUUAUGCAGCAGAGUAUUGACUGAAGAGGGUAUUAAUAAUUUGAAGACAAACGCACCAGUCAGCAUGUGCAACCUUGAGAAGAUAUUUCCUCCAUCAUUCUUUGAUGUAAUGGAACAUCUUGCUAUUCAUCUCGCAAGAGAAUUGGAACUUGGUGGUCCUGUGCAGUACAGAUGGAUGUAUAUUUUUGAGCGUUAUAUGCAUCAUCUGAAGAAUAUGGUCAAAAAUCAAAGCAGGGUGGAAGGAUCUAUAGUGGCACAGGUGAUCAAUGAAGAAACUGCAAUCUUUGCUGAAAAUUAUUUUCCACCAGAAGUGCAUACAAAACACCGAAGACCUGCUCGGCAUGAUGAUAGAGGGGAGAGAGCAACAUAUCAUGUUACUGUCCCAAGCAUGUUCAAGGAAAUAGGACGACUUAGUGGAAAAUUCACGAAGCGGAGACUUACGGACACUGAGAACGCUCAUUUGCAAACAUAUUUGCUCACCAACUGUGAAGAUGUUCUACAAUAUGAGAGUGUAUAUAUGGCGGAGUUGCGUAUGACUCACAGACAUGCAACAGAAGAUGAGUUUCGACAACUUAGAGAUAACGGAUUUACUGCGUGGCCUCGUAGUUAUGUGAGUCAUAUAUCAUAUUACCCCAUUCAAAUGAUUAGUUUAAAUUAA
Brassica oleracea var. oleracea is the source of this 747-nucleotide messenger RNA. RefSeq lists its product as uncharacterized. NCBI's taxonomy places the organism in Eukaryota, Viridiplantae, Streptophyta, Magnoliopsida, Brassicales, Brassicaceae. The record is from RefSeq and is a predicted model, not a curated record. The coding region runs from base 1 to 747 and encodes 248 amino acids. The transcript is spliced from 2 exons.